AUGGAUAAUAAUCAAAUCGAACAGCUUAUCACCUUUACAGGUGAAAAUUUCUAUCAACAUAUUCAAGAACAUUAUGGUAAAAAUAUUGAAAAAAUUUUAAGAUUUCAUGAUAUUGAUAAUUAUUCGAUAUUGAACAAAGUUAAUAAGAACGAAUUAUUGGAAAUAUUUGAAAAACCAAAUGAUGAAUAUUCAACUUUUGAAUUGAUUAAUUUAAAAAAAGAAGUUUGUAAUACAUUUGAAGGAAUAAUAUCAUUAAAAAUUGGAACUAAAAACAAAAUGAUCUUGUUAUUAAAAUCAGCCAGUGAUAUUAUCAAAAGAAAAUCUCAAUUAGCAGCUCAUGCAAGAUUAAGUCAAAUGGAUAAAUAUCGAUCAUCAUCAUCAUCAUCAUCAGGCAAUACCAGUUCAAGUGACAAUGAAAUCAAUAUUAAUAAAUACCAUCGAUUGAUACAAACAUCUAUUGCAAAAUUAUUGGUAAAGAUGAAGAACCAUAUCCAUGGUAAUACACUUGUAAAUGUAUUAGCAAAUGAUUUUGAAGUUAUUAUUGAAAAUAUGAAUGAUCAACCAGUACCAACGUGUCUUGUUCAAUGUAUUUGUGGUGAUCGUGUCAAAUUAUAUUUUAAUCACAGCCGGUUUCAGCUAUCAAAUUUAAUCAAACAUUUAAAAAUUAUAAAUAAUCGAUCAACAUCGAUAAUGAAUAAUAAGACUCAUGAAAUUGAUAAUCCAGUAGAUUCCGACGAAAUAAAUUCAAACGAACAACCUGCGAGUGAUGAAGAUAAUCCUUCUAUCACUCCAAGUGUUUUCAAUAAACAUGUGAAUAUCGACAGUCAAAAUACUAAUACCUUAGCUUCGUUAGCAUCAAUUAAAAAGUCUUACAGUCAAAAAGAAAAAUCUGGUAAUGAUAAUAAUACUGAUCAAGAUGAUAAUUUGCCAGCCAAAACAACAAUAAAUCGCAAAAAUGGGCAACAAGUAUCUCAUAUAUUGGCAACAGAUGGUUAUAUACAAAGUUCUAUUUCAAUCGUUUCAUCGUCAAAACCAAAACAACGACUCGUAAGCAAAGAACGUGAACAAACAGUAAAGUUAUUAUCAUAUGAUCAACAUCCGAAACUUGACAAGAAUCACAAUACUGGUUUAAAUAAUUCUUCACAGUCCAAAAAACGUAAAUUGAAUGACAAUGAAAAACGAAUUCAAAUUUACUCAUCAGUCAAACAUCAAAAAAGGAGAUCAGAACAAGAAGUAAAUUGUUCGGCUAUAAUUCCUCGAGUUGAAUAUGACUCAAGAUUCGAUGCAUUCAAUGGAUUUGUAACACCAAUUAUAGAUGGAACACCACUUGAAAAUGCAUUUAAGUUUACCACCUUCAAUGAUCUUGAAACCGCAAUUGAAACCGUACCACGUGCCAAUGUAGUUAAUGUCCAUCUGGUACAGCCAAUUUCUAAUUCUAAUACUACAAAGACACCGCCCGCAACAGUAUUAUCCGCUUACGGAACGAAUAAUCGGAUUAACGCUAUGGAUGUGCUAAAACGUUGGCUCUUUAUUUAUCAAGAAUUUCAUUCAAGAGGUAUUCGUAUUUUAGGAUACUCUACAGAUGGAGAUCCAAAGUAUUUGCGCGGAAUGCGUUUGGCAUCAAAUUUUUUUCUCAAAAAAAAAACAUUAAAUAUUUUCAAUGAUAAAUUACUAUUCAAAGUUGAAAUUCCAUCGAAUUGGUCGUUUUGGUACUUUCUAGAACCUACUCAAUUAUUUGUUUUUAUUCAAGAUGGUGUGCAUUUAUGCACGAAAGUUCGUAAUCGGUUAUUGUCUAAACGAGCUAAAUUAAAAAUGGGAUUAUACGAUGUGUCAAUUAAACAUUUGUACCAUCUUAUAAAAACGACAAACAAAAUUGAUCAUAAUCUUUCAAGAUCUGAUUUAAAUGUUAGUGAUAGACAAAAUUUUACGUCGUGCAAACGAAUAUCAGAUGAUAAAGUGUUAAAUUUAUUAAUGUUGAAUGAUAAAUUUAAUGGAACUUACAAUUAUUUAUUAAUUUUAAAUUUAUUGAUUACGGCAUACACACAGUCGAAUGUUUCUUUAUCUGAUCGAAUAUUUUUUGCUUGGACUGUAGUUUUUUAUAUUAGAUUAUGGCGAAUAUGGUUACAUAUAACAAAACAAACUCGUAAAUCAUCAAUGUCAAAUGGUAAAAAACGUGGUGAACAAGAUUAUUUUAUUACACAUAAUGCGUUAUUAUCCAUUGAAUUAAACGCUCAUUAUUUGAUUUAUUUAUAUUUGCUAAUUGAACAAGAUAUUAUACCUAAAUCAACUGCUAAUGUUAUUCAUUUAUUUUCAUCACAACAGUGUGAAAAUGUAUUCCGUGAUGCCAGAUCAUUGUCGGGUAUUUAUUCUACUCGAAUUAAUUUUACAAUCAAGCAAUUUCUUCAUCAUCACUAUUUAUAUCCUCAAUAA
This is a messenger RNA of Rotaria sp. Silwood2, 2430 nucleotides long. NCBI's taxonomy places the organism in Eukaryota, Metazoa, Rotifera, Eurotatoria, Philodinida, Philodinidae. The record is from the annotation of a GenBank genome assembly.